AUGCAGACUCCUGGUGCCAUUGCAAAAUUGCAAUUUAAACAGGAUAUUUUGCCCACUGUUGGAAGUUCGCUUUCAACAGAUGACUUACUUUCGCGUCUCCGCGCGUUGCACGAGGAACUGGCGACACUAGGACAGAACAAAAUUGACCUAACCAGUCUGGAUAAAUACGCUAGCGAUCUCGUCAAUCGUAAGCUGCUGAAACACAAGGAUGGUGGUGUCAGAGCAUUUGUCGGCUGCUGUUUAAGUGAUAUUCUAAGGUUGUACGCGCCAGAUGCACCAUACACUGACAGCAACCUGACAGAUAUUUUCAAACUGUUCCUCUAUGAAUUCGAACGACUAGGGAACCCUGAAAAUGGCUACUACAUCCAACAGACAUAUUUGCUAACAAAACUUCUCGAAUAUAGAUCGAUUGUAUUGAUUGCAGACCUCCCAACGUCAAACAGACUGCUAGAGCAACUGUUCAGUAUUUUCUACGACGAGAGUAAAAGUUUUCAGCCUAAGCUUCUCAAUGUGAUUGGUGGAACUCUUGGCGAAGCCCUAUCUGAAUUUGAUGCAGUCCCUUUGAAUGUACUUAAGUUGAUAUUCAACAAGUUUCUGACAUAUAAUCCUAAAGAAAUUCCUAAAGGUCUGGGAGUGAGUACUAACUGCGGUUACGAAUUAACAUUGAUAUUAUGCAACGUAUACUCCAACAGAAUUAGCAGACAACUCACAAGCUACUAUUCUGAGAUUCUAUACAACAUCUCUAAACACGAGGAAGAUGGCUACUCCUCUAAUAUUGAACUGGUACAAGCAACCCAGAAAUUACACAAGCUGGUUCUCAGGCUCUGGGAAACAGUUCCUGAUCUUGUAGCAGCUGUGAUUGGAUUUGUAUAUCAGGAACUCUCUUCCUCUAACGAAAAUGUACGGAAACUGGCCACUAAGCUGGUCGGGACACUAUUGACUGUAGAUACGGAUAUUAAUUUUGUUGAGACACAUAAGGACACCUUCAAUGUUUGGAUAUCCAAGGUUGCUGAUAUAAGCACUAGUGUUAGAGUGCAAUGGGUUGAAACAAUAAUAGAGAUUCUGUCCUCGAAAGAGGAUGUACCCACUGAAAUUAGCAAGGGCCUAGGGAAAACUUUAAUUGACGUUGAUUCUCAAGUGAGGAGAGCUUCUGUAUUAGUAUUUUGCAAAGUCAAUGUGGAAGAUAUUUGGAAAAAUAUACACGAGACUUCAGUGUACUCGUCGCUACUUCAUUUAACGAGAGAAAGGAAUAGAGAAGUGAGGGAUUUGUGCAUAAGAACUGUGGCUAAGUUUUAUUCGGAAUCUCUAGAGAAUAUAAAAAGGACAUUCGAAAACAAAGAUAUUUGGGAUAUCGUUGACGCCAUCCCAACUGCUCUUUUCCAUUUAUACUACAUCAAUGACCCGCACAUUAACGAACUGGUAGACGGUGUCCUAUUUGAGUACUUACUGCCUUUGGAAGUUCAGGACUCCAAAAGGGUUGAACGUUUACUUACUGUUAUUUCCCACUUUGACAAAAAAGCAUACUCAUCGUUUUUCGCCUUCAAUAAGAGGCAACUUCAGAGCUCUUUAGCAUUUUCGAAGUAUAUUGAGUUUAGCGAGUACUUGAAUAAUGACAACUCCCCGGCCUCCGAUGGCACGGACACAAUUGAAGUAAACACUAUUAAGAUCAAAUAUCACAAGACCAUCGACUGGCUAGCUGGGAGCCUGGCGGACCCGGCCAAGGCAACAGAGUCGUUAAGAAUACUAAAGACAAUAAAUGAUUCUAGAAUCUCUUAUUUGCUGAAGACAUGUGUUUCCAACGAUACCCCAAUGGCCUCUUUGAAAAACAGCUUUAAUGAGCUGGUGAAUAAACUACGAGAUCCAGCCCUGUUCAGAAAAUAUAACAUACCUUCUGUGUCUACUGUCAUGCCCAAAGAACUGGCAUAUCAAAUUAAAGCCCUUCUUUACAGAUCAUCGCCACUGAUCUACAAUGUAUCCAAUGUCAAGUUAUUCUUGGAUGUCUCUCAAAAUUCGGAGUCGCAAAGUGCUUCCCUGAAGCGCAAGUUAUUGGAUGAUAUCUCUGACGUUAACCCAGCUUUAUUCAAGGACCAGGUUCGUACCCUGAUAAACUCAAUCAAAGCUUGCGAUUUGACUGAAAAAGACGACCAAGAAGUAUUGGCCCUAACGGAAACCGUUAAAACACUUUACAAAAUUUCGAAAGCAUUGCAAAGUCAAAUUGAUUUUGAUGACAGCGAACUGACAUCAAAAUUGCAAGAAUUUGUUGUCAACAACUUCCCCACUAUUGCAAAAUACUCCGUGGAAAUUUUAGCUUUGGCCCCAAAUGCAGAGAACGUCCUGUCAGCUAUAAAAUCUAGCAUUCUACCAUUGGAAAUUGCAAAUGGGAAAGCCUUUGUCUCACAUAUUGCUGUUUUAAUGGAGAUCUUCAAGUUCCAUCCCCACGUUUUAGAUGACGAGUCUACUAAUAUUGUAAGUUAUCUGAUUAAAGAAGUUCUCUUGGCAAAUCAAGUUGUCGGUAAUAAAAGCAGUGGGGACGGUGCCGACAAAGACUGGAUCUCAGACAAAGAACUUAUGAGUGAUAUUGAGGGCAAGUUCUCUGCAUUGGCCGGCAAAAUUCUGGCAUUGAAGCUAUUUACCAAUAAGCUGCGAUCAAUUGCUCCAGAUGUUGAAUCGGACGAACUAGCAAAAACCUUCACUGAAAAAACGAUGAAGCUUUUUUUCUAUUUGAUAGCGAGUGGUGGGGAAAUCAUAUCUGAAAAUGAUGAUGCCAACUAUCCAACCCCUGACCUAUAUCAAACGAAGCUAAGAUGUUGUGCUGGUCUGCAGAUAUUGAAGCUAUCAAGAACUUCGGUGAUGAACACCUUUAUCAGUUCAUCAGAUAUCAUUAAACUUGCUAAUUUAGUGGAAGAUGAGUCCCUCUCUGUGAGGAGGACCUUCCUCGACAAACUAAAGGAGUAUAUAAGCAACGAGCUAAUCUCCAUUAAAUUUCUUCCAUUAAUUUUUUUUACUGCAUAUGAGCCGGAUAACGACUUGAAGGUGUCUACAAAGACAUGGAUUAACUAUACGUUUAACAGAGAAUCAUUCAGGAAAGGCACGGUAUUUGAAAGGGUAUUACCACGGUUAAUCCAUGCAAUUUCUCAUCAUCCUGACAUUGUAGAGGGGCUGACUGGAUCGGAUGAAGAGUAUAUUGGUGCAGUGACUACAGCAAUCGAUUAUCUUGAUUUUUUCUUUGAUUCAGUCACCACUCAAGAAAACUUCAGCUUACUGUACUAUCUGUCUGAGAGAGUGAAGAAUUAUCAAGAUAUGGUAUCAGAAGACGGAGACAUUGCGGAUGAGGACGAUGAUGCUGAAGAUCGAGAGGAUGAGGACCAGGACAAGAGGGCUCAUAAAGGUCAGAAACUCAAUAACGAAAGACUAUACACCAUUGGGGAAUUAGCACAAAUGAUCUUAUUGCAACUAAAAGCUAAACGGAACUGGCAACAUUCUGCUUAUCCGAGUAAACUAAAUCUACCAAGUGACUUGUUCAAGCCGUUAGAUUCCAUUCACGACGUACAAGCUUCAUUCAAAACCCACAUUGGUGAUAAGCACAUCGAACUGGUUAAGUCAAAUAUUAAAGCAAAAGUUGCGAAAAUAGUGUACACAUCUCAAACGCAACGUCAAAGAGCACAGAAACGAUUAUUGGCCCAUGAAUACAACAAUGAUCAUAACAAACGGAAGAAGGUCAGUGGUUCCACAACAAACACUGCACCAGGAUUCGGAAAGGAAAACGAUGAACAUGAAGGUGGUGGCGAAGAUCGGUCCUACAAUCCCGGUAAGGAUGUAAAAGUUUACGAUAGUGCUCUCCGUAGGAAAACUUUGAGAGAGCGGAAGAAGAACGUGGAUUAUAGAGAAGAGCCGGACGAAGUUGUCGAUAACUUUUCAUAG
Huiozyma naganishii CBS 8797 is the source of this 3921-nucleotide messenger RNA. RefSeq names its product sister chromatid cohesion factor PDS5 (gene PDS5). Gene Ontology annotation, biological process: mitotic sister chromatid cohesion. The transcript has a single exon. The record is from RefSeq and is a predicted model, not a curated record. Lineage: Eukaryota; Fungi; Ascomycota; Saccharomycetes; Saccharomycetales; Saccharomycetaceae. Bases 1 to 3921 code for a protein of 1306 amino acids.